CAUUCGCUUGUCGUUCACAAUCUCCCCACGCCAUUCGCCGCUUAUGCUUCAAAUCCAAUGAUCCGACCUCUUGUGAAACAAAACAAAGACGAGAAAAAAGAUUCAUUUUCAUGGCAUAGAAAUUGUCAGCCUGAAACGGAAAAAAAAAAAUACUUUUUCACUGUUCAAUCAUUCUUGUUCCUUCCAUCUAUGUUUCUCCGCAGGCUAAUAAGAUUCACUUCCCUUCUCCUAGCUAACUAAGACGGUUCCCUCAAAUUUCCCCGCCAUCACAUUCUUCUUCACCCCCUCUCUCACCCACAUGUCCUUUUAAGCCACUUGGUCUCCCCCAGAACUCUGGUUUCUUCACAUUACCAUUCACACUGCUGCAAUUUUCCUUCUGUAACAUCAGUAGCAUAUAUUAUUGAUCAUGUCGUCGUUGGGAGGAGGGCAAAGGGUGGUGAUCAUCGACGAUGCUUCGAGGGAUGUUGUUAGUCCAGCAGGAUCGAUUCGAUUGGUCCUUCAGCAGUUCUCAUUCAAGGCUGGUGAUGUCCUCAUCCUCUAUGGAAUCCUUCACCAAGUUACUAAUCCUAUGGGGUACAAGAUCAAGGUGGACUCGAGCUCGAUGUUUGGGAUCAACCCGAAGCUGAUUGCAGAUGAAGUUUCCAGGAAGAAAGACGAGUACACUAACAAUGAAGAAAUCAUCACUAUUUCCAAGCUAUGUCAGAUGGAACAGAUUGAGUUCCGGAUCGAGGUCCAUGCAGGGCCGACUCCAAAGGUGGUCGCCAUGAAAGCUGCAAAGAGUCUAAAGCCGACAUGGCUGAUACUCGACAGGCAGAUGAAGAAGGACAAGACUUACUUCACCGAGAAGUUAUCAUGCGGGAUCUCAAGGAUAAAGCGAAACAACACCAUCGAAGAACUGAGACAGCCCAAACCAAGAAUGGUCCCAAGGAAAUCUGCAGAAAAAGGCAGUGAUCAGGACAAAGCAGGGCAGCAGGUCACUUAUGAUGAAAUGAUCCCCGGAAGUCCUGAGAAUGGAAACGAAGGAGAUCGAGAUCGAAGCCAAGGGAAGUCCGCUCUUCUCACCUCCUUGUUUUCAGAUACACCCGGCACACCACUCAUAACAUCCACCACAGCUCGCCUCUACUACGAAUCUUCCUGUUCCGCCGGAUCAAAACCAUCAUCAUCUUCUUCAUCAGCCGCAGCAUCAUCUACCUCAGAUCCCAGCCUGCAAGAAAAAGACAAACCACCAUCAUCAACCACCACCUCACAACCCGAAGCAGCUAAACACAAGCCUUCAUCUCCGCCGACAUCAGCCACUCAUCAGGACACCGAAGAAGCAAACCACAACGAACAACAACAGAAGAAGACAGAAGGCAGCAGCCCAGUAAACGAUGCCACCGUCGUCGUCUUCGCGUUGAAGAACCCGAUCUGCACAGUAUGCAAGAACGAGCGGCCCAACAAGACGGGAUGGCCCAGAAGAAGGGACUUCACAUACACGGAGAUCCACUCUGCCACCGAUGGGUUUUCAAUGAAGAACUUCUUAUCAGAAGGUGGGUUUGGUUCUGUUUUUAGAGGCGAGCUGAAUGGGGUCAAGAUUGCCGUGAAGCAACAUAAGAAUGCGAGCAUGCAAGGGGAGAAGGAGUUCAAGUCUGAAGUGGACGUGUUGAGUCGAGUUCGGCACGAGAACUUGGUCAUGUUGUUGGGCUCGUGCGCUGAAGGAAGCCAUCGAUUGCUUGUUUAUGAGUAUGUCUGCAAUGGCUCUCUGGAUCAGCACCUGUCGAAACAUACCCGGAGGCCGCUGAGUUGGGAGAUGAGGAUGAAGAUAGCGAUUGGAGCUGCGAAAGGGUUGCAGUAUUUGCAUGACAAUAACAUCAUUCAUAGAGAUAUGAGGCCGAGCAACAUCCUUAUAACACACGAUUAUGAGGCCCUGCUAGGAGAUUUCGGACUGGCAAGAACACAGCAUGAAGACCGGGAGCUGUCGAUGGAAACGAAUGUAGUGGGAACACUGGGCUACUUGGCACCAGAAUAUGCAGAGUACGGGAAAGUGUCCACCAAGACCGAUGUGUAUUCAUUUGGGAUUGUGCUGUUGCAGCUCAUCAGUGGGCUCAAGACCACUGACAAGAGCCUUGGAGGGAAGAGUCUUGUAGGUUGGGCGAGACCAUUGCUGAAAGAGAAGAACUACCCGGACUUGAUUGAUCAGAGAAUCCUGGAUUCCCACGAUGUUCAUCAGCUGUUCUGGAUGGUGAGAGUGGCAGAGAAGUGUCUGAGCAAGGAUCCUAAGAAAAGAUUGACCAUGGAUAAGGUGGUAUAUGCACUGAAUCACAUAAUGGAGAGUGACACGGGUUGCAGCACAAAGGACUACUCCCCAACGCGGUCGGAUUCCACUCGAGAUUCUACUCCAACGACUACUGAUUCCCUGGAAGACGACAUGUGUUCCACCCUCGACGACACACCAUACACAAGCAGCGCAAGCAUAGCGAGUUUGCAUCUUUUCCCGCCGCAGAGUCAGCGAAACCCUCCCACUCCACCACUGCAGCCCUCUUCUGCAGCAGCGACUACAACAGGGCAACACGAUCAGAAUUCGCCAUGAAAGGGAACAUCGAUCGAGUUGGUUGGAUUUUCACCCCCUUCUAUUGGGUUCUACUUAAUUGUCUCAGCUGGGUUUCCAUUCUAUCUACUCAAUUAAUUCGUCGAUGUACAAUGGUGGAUUAUAUUCUUGUCAGUGGUUCUUGUCAAUGCAACAACGGCGAAGGAUGAGGUGAAAGUCUUUCUUUUUAGAACAAAGAAAGAUAACUUCAUCAUCAAGACAGUCAUGAUGCGGCAAGCUAAAAAAGAAGAUGCGAGAUCAUGUCAAGGAUUUGAAUUCAAUCUUGAGAGAGUAGCACAGAUUUGAGAGUCAGUGACCUAAUCAGCUGCGAGAUGAAGAUUGCGACAGUUAGAGAAAAAAAUAUCCUUUGUGUUGUGAAUUCAGGCGACUUCCCUUGUUUUUUUUUUUUGUUCUUCCUCUUCAACAAAUUUAGAGCUUUUGUUGGAUACAUUAUAGGGGUGGCUAAUAAAGUUAUGUUCAUGCA
This is a messenger RNA of Linum trigynum, 3050 nucleotides long. Lineage: Eukaryota; Viridiplantae; Streptophyta; Magnoliopsida; Malpighiales; Linaceae. The record is from the annotation of a GenBank genome assembly.